Symsagittifera roscoffensis is the source of this 1910-nucleotide messenger RNA. Its product is annotated as beta-hexosaminidase subunit beta-like. Bases 149 to 1849 code for a protein of 566 amino acids. Gene Ontology annotation, cellular component: membrane; lysosome. Gene Ontology annotation, molecular function: beta-N-acetylhexosaminidase activity. Lineage: Eukaryota; Metazoa; Xenacoelomorpha; Acoela; Convolutidae. The transcript has a single exon. The record is from RefSeq and is a predicted model, not a curated record. Gene Ontology annotation, biological process: carbohydrate metabolic process; glycosaminoglycan metabolic process; ganglioside catabolic process.
AAGCGACAUAUUGCGAUAUACCAAUCAAACAGAAACUGGAGUCAAACGCCUGUUCACUUCUGAUGAUUUAGUUUCAAUCAAAGAUCAAAACAUAAGUCAUCUAAAAAUUCUCGUAAAGUUACUCAAAUAAUUUCAAGGUGGCGUUAAAAUGAUCAAAACUGUGCUGAUACCAGCGUCACUGCUUGCUUUUUUUGCGUUCAAAAAUGUCGCUUGCGUUACCACUGUUUCUCCGUCCAGGGGCGAAGUUUGGCCAAAGCCUCAGCAGCAAUCCAAGUCCGACCAAGUCCUUCAAAUUUCUACCUCAUUCCAGAUGAUAGUAGCUGGAGAUUACUGCGAAAUUUUGGAAAAAUCUGUCCAGCGACAUAUGGAUAUAAUAAUGGGAGGAAUGAGCUACCGUUACCGACAAUCAGAAAAAGCUGAGCAAUUUUAUUCGGACAGUGUUCUGAAAACUCUUACAAUUGAUGUUGGCGCUGGUUGCACCGACGCUUACCCAACAUCAGAAAUGGAUGAAUCCUACGAUCUGGAUGUCAGUUCGGGUACAAGUACAUUAAUUAGCAGCGAAGUUUGGGGCGCUCUCAGGGGCAUUGAAACUUUUACUCAACUCAUGUACAAGGACGUGAGCACUUCAAUGAGAGUCAUGAACAAAACGUCGAUUCACGACUACCCUAGGUUCAACUUCCGGGGAUUUUUGAUUGACAGUUCGAGACACUUUCUCAGUUUAGAGAACAUAAAACUUCACAUUGAUGCUAUGGAAGCCACGAAGUAUAACGUUCUUCAUUGGCAUAUAGUAGAUGAUCCUAGUUUCCCAUUUCAAAGUAAAGUCUAUCCUGAUCUAGCACGUGACGGUGCUUUCAACGCAUACACUCACAUAUACACAUACAACGACGUUAUUGAAGUUCUGGAAUACAGUCGACUCAGAGGCGUUCGGGUAGUUCCCGAAUUUGACACUCCUGGACAUACCCUCUCCUGGGGUGCCGGAUAUCCGCAACUUCUAAGCCAGUGCAUUGAUGACUCUGGUACUACGACCUAUUCUGGCCCUCUGGAUCCCAGGAUCCAAACGACGUAUGAUUUUGUCCAAGCGUUGUUCACUGAAAUCAAUUCUUUGUUUCUGGACGAAACAUUGUUUCUCGGUGGCGACGAGGUUGCGUAUGACUGCUGGGAAAGUAACCCCAUUUACCAGGAGUUCAUUGACCAAUAUAACUUGACUGAUUACGCCGGUCUGGAAAGUUUUUACAUUGAAAAACUCCUAGAGAUUGUUCAAAACCUUCCGCUUAAGAGACAGGCAGUUGUGUGGCAGGAAGUAUUUGACAACGGUCUUAACAUCUCGAAAUCAACUGUGGUCAAUGUCUGGAAAUCAGGGGGAUACCAGGAUGAGCUCUCGUCUGUAACCGCACAAGGAUUUGACGUCAUUCUAUCCGCGCCGUGGUACCUUAACUACAUAAGCUAUGGUCAGGACUGGAAGAAUUAUUACCAAGUCGAACCAAUGGACUUCAGCGGGACUGAAACGCAAAAAGACCAUUUUGUGGGCUGCGAAGCAUGCAUGUGGGGCGAGUACGUGGACGAUACAAAUUUUUUAGCCACAACCUGGCCGAGAGCAGCAACAGUUGCCGAACGGGCUUGGAGUAACAAAAAUACGACGGAUAUUAACGACGCUCAGUCAAGAUUGGACGAGUUGAGAUGUCGGCUGAUCAAUCGCGGAGUUCCUGCAGAGCCGAUUGCGCCCGGCUUCUGCGAACAAGAGUGGAACGUGAAAGGAAUGAAAAAAGAACACGAAGAGAAACGUUCAAGAGGAUUGAAAUUUUUUCAUGACCAUAAAAUAAAGAUGAAAACUUUGCGCCUCAUUCAUUAGAAAAUCAUAUAAAAUAUUAUAAUCAAAAUUAGAAUGGAAAUUUACAAUAAAAAUUACAAUA